Physcomitrium patens is the source of this 5059-nucleotide messenger RNA. NCBI's taxonomy places the organism in Eukaryota, Viridiplantae, Streptophyta, Bryopsida, Funariales, Funariaceae. The record is from RefSeq and is a predicted model, not a curated record.
UUGAGGGGUUGAGGGGAAUAGCCGGUCCGGCGACCCGUGCUGGUUGUUAUUGGUACCAAAUCACUCGUCCGCUUUCUCGAAUUCAACGAGAUCUCUAUUUCGGGUGAAAACGCGCUCUGGUGUAUUUCGCGCUCCCUGUGUCUAUGUGUGUGUGUGUGUCUAUUCCCAGCGGAGCUCAGCUUCAGAACAACGCUAGACAGGGAGAAAGAAGGAGGGAGCGAGAGAGAGAGAGAGGCUGGCUCACUGUCCGUCUUGUCUUCUUCACUUGGAGACUCGUCUCACGGUAGAUUUUUUACCUUGUUAAGAUUGUAUCCUUUUGAUUCGCAUCAGUGGAGUUGCCGAGCCUGGUGAUGGUGGCGUUGUGAGAGUGGUCAGGGUUGAAAUCGAGGUGGAAAGGGAUGUAGUAGUAGGAUGUGAGAGAGAAGCAAAUGAAGAGAGUGUGGGUGUGUGAGUGUGCUUGUUUUGGUUUUGAUUUUUUUGAUUUUUUUUGAUUUUGUUAUUUUGUUUUGUUUUCCUCGAAUUUUUUCCUUUUUGGAUAAUGAGUGGAAUCCAGUCAGUUUCGACUGACAAGAGCUUUGCGGCUCUGAAAAGUUAGAGAGUUCCAUGGAUGUCUGUGGCGGAACGUACGCAGGUACUGCGUCAGUGAUGAUGUAGGAGGUUGAUGGAGGAUAGGUGAGUGGAUGAUAUUUUUCGUUUACGGGGUGUUGAUGAAUCCUGGAAGUCUGGAAAGCAACUCUAGUCACGUGACUACGUUUUUGUUUCUUGAGAGAUUUGAUCUGCUCGAAACUGCGGGUUAAAAAGAGUUUUAUCACUGUGUUGGAAGAGAGUAAUCCUUUGACGAUCGAGAAGAGAUCGGGUGGCUGAUACGUCGAAAGCAAGUUUGUGGAGGCACGAUGAGUGUGGUGAUCAUGAAACUGAUGCUCUUACGGAAUGAGUUAUCGUGGUGAUAAAACUGGUACGAGACUUUGAGACAGUAUUUCAAAGGACAUUUUCCGUGCGGAUUAUUGCAGUAGUAUCCGAGGUGAUGCAGGACAGUCGUGGAGAUUCACAUAGAAAAUCUCAGCCUCGAAGAGCGAACAUAAUUGUAGGGAAGGGCUCGAACUUGUCUAGGAAUCGCAGUCAACCCCUCACGUGGAGCCGAAUAUUCCUUGCAAGUGACCAUGCGGGGCAAGAGGGGCCGACACGAAAAAGACCAUAUUAUUGUUAUUUGAGAAACAUGUUGCUUUUUAAAAGUGAAAAGUAAACCUCAAAUCAAGUCGGCAACCAGACAUGGCAGUCGCUCCCGAGUGGUCGCUCGAUAUGGUGGAUUUUCAGCAGAGUUCUAUGUGGCCUGCUACAACGCAGGCCCUUUUGAAGACAGACAAGCGGAGGCAGCUACUGCAGCCUACGAUAGAUCUGGAGCAGCUCCUUGACAGGGACAACACAUUUAUCGAUCAGCAGAAGUUCGAGGAUUUGAUGAAGUCCAGCAAGGCAGGAAAAAAUCAUAGAGAAACUCUUGCGAGAAUAUGGAAAAACCACCAAGCCAAUGCAGUCGGUCUGCUGAGAGAGCAACUGGAUUCCUUACAACAGAGAAGGAUUGAAUCCGAACGAAAGAAAAAGGAAAUCCUACAUGAACUUACCGCGGAAUGUCUUGCCAGCUGUCCAGAUGGUGACGACGAAAUGCUAGAUCCUGUUAGCAUUGGCGAGGGUUUUAUGUGCAAUUCUGACGUAGCGAGUUCGUGUAGUUCUGUUCCUGACAGUGCGAGCUCGUUGUCCGACUAUGAAGUAGAGAACUCCUCUGAUUAUUGGCGAGAAAAGGCCAAAGCUUUGGACACGCUUUUGUCAGAAAGUCUGAGAAGGGAGGAAUUACUCUGUACAAAAUUGCAGGCUUCUGUAGCAGAGUUUCCUUCUCGUCUGACGGGCGAACUCCAGCAGCAAUUUGAGCGGUUUGACAACUUUCUACGGUUCACCUUGAGGAAAGCGCCUGUAGUUUGUUGCCAUCAGGAUACAGAGCUGCGUUAUCGAUUCAUUCAUAAUGCUUUUCCAACACUCACUGAAGAGGAAGUCAUAGGAAAGACGGACGAAGAGAUUUACCAAGGGGUGGGGGUUGCAGAGGUCAUGGAAUUCAAACGUGAAGUAAUUCGAACUAAAGUCCCUGAUAAGCAAGAGAUAAAGUUUAAUACGAAUAUGUUUGGUAACAAGACAUUUUUAGUCGCUGUUGAACCUGUACUGGACAUAAAUGAUGUCUGCGUCGGUGUGAAUUGUGUUGCCGUGGACGUAACUUUGCAGGUGGCCAAGAGGGAAAAGCUUGAGAAGAUUCGAGAUGAAGAAGCCGUUCAAAUUGCAAUGGAGUCUGAACUGAACAAAACGAUCCGUAUAACAGAGGAGAAUAUGAGAGCUAAGCAAAUGCUGGCAACAAUGGCGCAUGAGAUUCGCUCUCCUUUGUCGGGAGUGAUAAGCAUGGCUUCAGUUUUGGCUCGAACUCCAUUGAGCGAAGACCAAAAGCGUUACGUUGAAUUCAUGAUGACAUCAGGAAAUGUUGUAUUGGAGCUUAUUAAUGACAUUCUUGACAUUUCUAAAGUUGAGGCCGGUGCGAUGACAUUUGAAGAAAAGAAGUUUCGACCAAGAGAAGUAGUGAGACAUGUACUGCAGAUGGCAUCUGCUUCUGUAGAAGCAAAUGACAAGACCCUUAAGCUCGAAACGGACGUUUCUGAAAAUGUUCCCCUUGAGGUCGUCGGCGAUGUACUCAGAAUUCGUCAAGUCCUCACCAACUUAGUCAGCAACUCAAUCAAGUUUACUCACGAAGGCAAGGUGUCCAUUGUCGUGCGUGUUGUUGGGCCUCCGUCGCACACCACUCGGGACUAUAUGAAGCCCAAACAAAUGAGCGAACGUGAUUGCAGUGAAACUUCACAACAAUCUUUAGAGGGCUCAGCAUUUCAUGUUUCUACGCCAGCCAACUCCCCUUCCGAAGCUCCUUUAGUUCAUGGAAACGUGUUUGCUAAACCCAUGCCAAGUUCUGUCAGCAGUAAUCGCAAUAACUUUCCAGAGUCAACUCUCAAACCACACUCGCGAGUCGAAUGCGGGUUCUCUUCUUCUGCUUCCAGGGAGUGUCAAAAUUGUGGAACUCAGAACACUGUGACUGACAAACUCUCGAACGAUUUUCAGAGAAGUGAGAUGUCUGGCGAUAUAAUUAGAUCCUUAAACGAACAGCAGACGAGAGAACAGGUUAGUGCAUCAGCUGUCUCUAGCGGAUAUGCUGAGUGUCACAAUGAUGGAUCAAACAAGUAUAAAGACCUGGAGGAUAGCAUGUGGAUAGAGUUUCGCAUUGUUGAUACCGGGAUUGGUAUUUCAGAUUCAGCAAUUCCAACACUGUUCAGAAGAUACUCUCAAGCAAGUAGCACACAUGCUCGUGAGUAUGGUGGCACUGGACUUGGGUUGCAUAUCUGCAAACAGCUGGUUGAAUUGAUGGGGGGCAGUAUUAGUGUCUCGAGCAAAGAAAACGGGGGAUCUACGUUUUCGUUCAAGUUACCACUCCGAGCUGUUGAGCACUUGCCAAGUAGUCCUAUUUCUGGUGGUGAUCCUGAGCGCAUGAUCGAGCAAGACCAUAUGGACAAUAUGUGUGCGGAAAUGCCCGAGUCUUUGCAGUUCAACUCUGAGAAGCCUGCACAACAUCACCAUCCAUAUCUUUCAACCAGAGGCAACGUUCCUCGUGGCCUUCAACAGUAUCCUAAACCUGCGUUUAAUACUCUCCUCCCCAUGAAUUCUGAUCAUGAGAAGUCUUCCACCGCGUUUCUUCGCGACAAGCGGGAGCUGCAUUCGACAAUGGAGCCGACGUCAGCCGUUGAAGCCAAGCUUGUACAAUUUGAGGGUUACGGAAAUUGUCGUGGACCUCACAGUUCAGCGCUUUUGGAUGGUCAGGGAGCAUCUUUACGUGCUUCUUGUGGCGUCUUUACGUGCCCCUUUGAUGGAGAUGAGUCUACGAAAUCAUGUCACCGUUCUAACGCUUCUUCGGCCAAAAGAUUCCAUGGAGGACCUGUACCUUACAAAAUGCGCUCUCCAUCACGACAAGGCAAUUCCAGAAAGUUUGUAAAGGCGCAUCGCAACAAGAGAGCUGGUUGUGAACCUUCACCUGCCUUUUCGAACGUAGCAAGAAAGCGACUAAGCAUUUUAGUGGCUGAAGAUGAUCCAGUGAAUGUGAAAUGUACCACCCAAAUGCUUUUGACUUUAGGGCAUGAACUGAAGGUGGUAAACAACGGAACAGAUGCAGUACAAGCAGUACAACAAGGCUCGUAUGAUGUCGUGCUCAUGGAUGUUCACAUGCCUGUUAUGGAUGGUCUCAAGGCAGCUCAACUCAUAAGGAUGUAUGAAGAAAAUUGUUCUUCUGCUUCAAUUAACGACCCUAUACAAACACAGCAAGGAGCAGCUGCAGCAAGCGACAUGGGGCCCCAGAGGAUGAGGAGAGUACCAAUUAUUGCGAUGACAGCUGAUGCUUUGACGAAAAACAUUCAGGAGUGUGUCAAGUAUGGUAUGGAUGACCUCAUUACUAAACCGGUCAAUGUAGGAAUGCUUGAGGAACUACUUAACCAGUACUUGUUCAGAUUAGACAACCAAAUGUAACGGUGCGGGGCGAGCAAGCGUCGCAGAGCUGCAGGCGCUGCUCGCCCAUCAAGUAGGAAUGAAACGUAAAAGAGACUCAGAGAAUUUGUGAGCAUCAUGGUGGAGUUCCGCAGUCAGCUGGUCAACAGGGAUAAUCUCCUGAUGUUUUUGAGACGAAGUCUCUCAAUCCAGUACAAAUAUUGCUCGUAGUUCUCAUUGUAUUUCGACAUCUUUUUUUUCUCAUUUUGUGGAUAGAUGUAGGAUAGGAUAAUUAGUGUUAUGAGGUAAGAAACGAUGGCUUGGUUUAGUCCACACUUCACCUAACGACCGUUGAGGCGCCCAUUUCUUCCUUCUAGCAAGGUUGAGACUGAUUCCCAUUAGAGUAAAAGACCCUUGGGUCUCUUAAAAGUGUUGGGCGGUCUUGUACACAAUUCUAGCUCAAAGCGUAUAUAUUUCAGCAGUGGAAAGAGAGUGGUGGGAUUCU